AGCUAUAAUUCAACUUAUGCGAGCUCACCAGCUGCUGCCGCUGUCUACAAUGCCGCAGUGCAAUCUCAGACGACACCACAUACGCCGACGAUCGGCGCUGCUGUAGGCGCCACAAAUCCGACAAGUGUCUAUGCCAGUUUUUCGACUGCAGCAGCGCCAACACCUUCACCAUACGCUGCAGCAUAUGCGACUAACCCCACAGCAGCAGCAUAUGCGCAGUAUGGACAAACUGCAGCCGCAGUUGCAUCACUGCAGCAACAGCAGCAGCAGCAAGUGCAGCAACAGGUGCAACAACAGAACUACAAUAAUUUGCAGUUGCAAGCUGCUGCAGCGGCAACUGGUGUUGUUAGCGCAUCUGCGGCUGCUUAUCCGGGACCGACUGCAACUCGGCUCACCGACACCUACAAUACGAUUGGUAGCGUCUCGUCAACUGGCAGUGCCUAUGCCUCGUUACCAGAUUACACGAGCUCGUUGCGUACAGCAGCAGCGGCGGCUGCCUCAGCGGUAACGAAUCCGACCAGCAACAGCUCGUUCCUUGGUGUCACUCGAAUUGGCCCAGCAAUAACCAGUCAGCCGGCCAACAGUGCACUCGCAACGAUACCGACAACUGGCACAAACAACACGAGCAUCCUGCAAAAGUUCACAACAUCGAACUACAGUCCUUACGAUGCAGCAGUGUAUGCAGCAGCGAACAGUUAUCUGCAGUCCAAGGCGGCCGGCACCAGUAAUCUGUGGAUGGGAACGACCAAGAAAACGGGCUCCGCUGGUUUUGGCGGUUCAAGUUCGUUUUCCGGCAUCACUUCCUCAAAUAUCGCUGUCACCGGUGGUGGAAGUGGUGGUACGGGACGAGGUGGACAAACAGGACAGAGAGUUGUGUGUGUGCCAUUUCCAGGUCGUGGAGUUUUCCCCAACAAACGUUUUGGUAACACACGGCCCACCGAUAUGCAGCAAUUCUAUUGUGAAGUGUGUAAAAUCAGUUGCGCCGGUGCACAGACAUAUAAGGAACAUAUGGAUGGGCAAAAACACAAGAAAAAGGAAGCACUGCAGAAAGGCGAGGGUCAGACAUUGUCCAAAUCGCGCAUAUCGUUCCGUUGUGAAACCUGCAAUGUUACUUGUACUGGCAAAGAUACAUAUGAAUCGCAUCUUCGUGGAAGUAAACAUCAGAAGGUAUGUGUGUGUACAGCAAAUCUGAUGAAGAAAUUGGGUAAGCCGGUUCCCGAAACACCAACAGUACUUGCACCGGGCGAAAAAUCGAAUAAACCAGGUGCGCCAACAAAUGGCAAUCCGAUCUCGACAGUUGGCGGUCCUGCUGUGCCAACUAAACGGGCUGCUUUGGCUGCUGAAAAGGAAGUGCAACCGGUUGGCGAAGAUUAUGUUGAAGAGGAGAGAAACGCAGCUGGCAAAUUGAUUCAGUACAACUGCAAGCUGUGCGAUUGCAAAUUCAGUGAUCCAAAUGCUAAGAAUAUUCACAUUAAGGGGCGAAAACAUCGAUUACAGUAUAAGGUAGUUUCUUUUUUUUGUUGUGCUGGCCUGCUUGCUCAGCCUCGUCCCGUUGGUCCGCCGCAACCUUUGUUUACACCGCCACCAGUUCGCCCGUGGUGUGGAGUUAUGGAUCCGGGCAGACGAGCAGAGACUGUUGAAGAUCGGCAUGUCAUGGCGAAACAUCGCUUGAUAUACCCGGAGGAAUCGCAGCUGGCAGUGAUUUUGGAACUUGUUACGAUGACGGAGAAAGCGCUAAAAGCUGUUUCGGAUAAACUUGCUGAAGAAGAGUCACAAAAGGCCAAAAAAGAAGGGACGGAGGAAAAGAAAACGGAUGGUGUUCCACCGUCGAGCGCUGAUGGGUUACAGCCAGAUCGUGUCCUUAAGGGUGUUAUGCGUGUCGGCCUCCUUGCAAAAGGCUUACUUUUGAAUAACGAUAGAGAGGUUCAACUGGUCGUUUUGUGCUCACAAAUUCCAACUCGAGCACUGCUUUCGAAAGUUGCAAAGCUGCUCCCGGAACUCGUUGAGGUAUCGCGUCUGUUCUUAUUAAUGCGUUUCUUUUUUUUUCAAGUACAUUUCUUUUAUGAAGGAAGGGGGAUUAUUAAUUACUUAAGUUUUUAUCAGGCAAGUUUUUCUGGUGUGUCUUACGCAUCCGUAGCUUGUCGCGAAUACAUUCAUACACCGUUUUACUGA
Gongylonema pulchrum is the source of this 2172-nucleotide messenger RNA. NCBI's taxonomy places the organism in Eukaryota, Metazoa, Nematoda, Chromadorea, Rhabditida, Gongylonematidae. The record is from the annotation of a GenBank genome assembly.